Molecule: messenger RNA, 3360 nt
Organism: Antrostomus carolinensis (chuck-will's-widow)
Lineage: Eukaryota; Metazoa; Chordata; Aves; Caprimulgiformes; Caprimulgidae
Gene: CILP
Product: cartilage intermediate layer protein
Exons: 8
Coding region: 58-3360 (1100 amino acids)
Source: RefSeq, a predicted model, not a curated record
AGGCGUGAGACGGCUGGGGAUACUCCAAGAAGCCCCUGGUCACCUCUGGAGACAAGGAUGAUCACCACAAAAGGACUGAUCCUCCUCUUCCUCCUGGGAGCCACGUCUGUUUUAGGUCAAAGACUUCUGAAACCAGCCUUCGGCAGGAUCCAGAUAGGACAGAAAACCUUCAGCCCGCUGGUCCUGCUCAGCUUGGAGAGUACAAGGAGCAGCUCUCGCAGGGGAAGCCCGACCUUCACCUACAUCAGACGCAGUCCGCUGGUGCAAGAUUCAAAAAGGUUUUUGUCCCCAUGGUCGAAAUGGAGCGAGUGCUCAGGAAAAUGUGGCCAAACCGGUGUGCAGAAGCGUACCAGAUCCUGCCUAGCUGAGCACCUUUGGGGCACGCACUGUAAUGAAGUGACCGAGGAAGGGCGGCUCUGCAUUGGACAUGUUUGCUCAGCCUGCAACAUCACCUGCCCCAUGGGCCGUGUCAACGCUGACUGUGACGCCUGCAUGUGUGAGGAUGCGACCCUACACGGGAAGGUCUCUCUCGAGGAUGGGUCACCCGCUGCCGAUGCCCGGGUCUACCUGCAAGCUGAGAAACUCAAGCUGUUGACAACAGCUGAUAACAGGGGCAUGUUUAGGAUCCCGGGGGUUUGUCCCGAUGGUAAAAACACCCUUAAAAUAAAGAAAGCCAAAUAUGCAACAGCAACUGUCACCGUGCCUGAGAGCACCAGAAGAAACCUGGCAAUCCAAGUGCAGCUGCAGCGAUCAGGCAAACCCUACAUUUUCAGGAGCCCUGAAGACAAAGCCAGGAGAGUGGGACAGAGCGUGUCACUCUGCUGCGAUGCCCGCGGUAGCCCAGCCCCUGACCGCUACCUCUGGUACCACAACGGCUCACUGCUGGAUCCUUCCUUAUACAAAUAUAAAAACAACCUGAUUCUGAAGAACUUGAACAGAGACCAGUCAGGAGAGUAUUUCUGCAAGGCCAGCAGUGCCGGGGGGUCGGCGAAGUCCCAACCUGCCAAACUUGCUGUCAUAGGAAGACAAGAGGCAGCCUGCAACUCCCAACCCCAAAGCUACCUCAUCCGCCUUCCGCAUGACUGCUUCCAAAAAGAAACCAACUCCUUCUACUACGACGUGGGCAAAUGCCCAGCAAAGACCUGUGCUGGGAAACUGGAUAAGGGACUCCGGUGUAAGGACAACAUUGCCUACUGCUGUGGGGUGUCCAAGAUGGAAACCAGAGAUAUCUCCUGCAACGGGUACACGCUCCCCACGAAAGUUGUUGUAGAAUGUGGCUGCAAAAAAUGCACCGAGACCAAAAUAACAGUUCGAGGCAGAGCCACAGCAGCAGAUAAUGGUGAGCCACUGAGGUUUGGCCACAUCUACAUGGGGAACAAGAGAGUGAGUAUGACUGGUUACAAGGGAACCUUCUCCAUCCACGUCCCAGCAGAUACAGAGAGACUGGUUCUAACUUUCGUUGACCGGCUGCAGAAGUUUGUGAACACAACAAAAGUUCUGCCUUUCAAGGAAAACGGAGGUGCUGUGUUUCAUGAGAUCAAGCUACUAAGAAAGAAAGCCCCUGUUACGCUGGAAUCCACCGAAACCAACGUGAUUUCCUUGGGAGAAAUGGAAGAUGAUCCCAUCGCCGAAUUAGAAAUCCCUCCCGAUGCGUUUUAUAGGAAAAAUGGAGAAGCCUACAGAGGCAAAGUGAAAGCCAGUGUGACAUUUCUGGAUCCAAGAAACAUCUCAACAGCUGCUGUGACACAAAGUGACCUGAACUUUGUAGAUGAGGAAGGAGACGUGUUCCCGCUCCGUACGUACGGCAUGUUCUCCGUGGACUUCACUGAUGAACAGGGCACCGAGUCUCUUAACGCAGAGGAGGUGAAAGUUCAUUUGGAUGCUACUCAGGUCAAGAUGUCAGAGCACCUGCAAGAGAUGAAGCUGUGGUCACUAAACCCAGAGACAGGAUUAUGGGAAGAAGAAGGGGACUUCAACCUUGAGAAAAGUAGACGGCGUAAAAGGGAGGAGAGAACUUUCCUGGUUGGGAACAUGGAGAUCAAAGAAAGGCGGCUUUUUAACCUGGAUGUCCCAGAGAGCAGACGCUGCUACGUCAAAGUCCGGGCGUAUCGAAGCGAGAGAUUUCUGCAAAGUGAGCAGAUCCAAGGGGUUGUCAUUUCUGUUAUAAACAUGGAGCCAGAAGCAGGGUUCUCCUCCAACCCCAGAGCGUGGGGCCGUUUUGACAGCGUGGUCACUGGUCCCAACGGCGCCUGCGUGCCCGCCUUCUGCGACGAGCAAAACCCCGAGGCCUACUCAGCUUAUCUCUUGGCAAGCCUUGGGGGUGAAGAGCUCGAAGCUGUGUCUUCUGCUCCUAAACUCAACCCUAACGCUAUUGGAGUCCCACAGUCGUACCUCAACAAGCUCAACUACAGGAGAACAGAUCAUGAGGACUCCAACACCAAGAAAACAGCGUUCAGCAUUAACAUGGCCAAGCCAAGCUCCAAUUCCCCCGAGGAGAACAACGGCCCUAUUUAUGCUUAUGAAAACCUAAGAGAAUGUGAGGAAGCUCCAUACAACGCCGCUCACUUCAGGUUUUACAGGAUAGAGGGAGACCGGUAUGACUACAACACCGUUCCCUUCAGUGAAGAUGAUCUCAUGAGCUGGACUGAUGACUACCUAGCGUGGUGGCCCAAGCCCAUGGAAUUUAGGGCCUGCUACAUUAAAGUAAAAAUAAAUGGACCCCAAGAAGUGAACGUAAGGUCUCGUAACAUGGGUGGGACGCAUCCCCGUACCAUUGGUAAGCUCUACGGCAUCAGGGAUGUCCGCAGCAUCCGUGACUCGGAGCAGCCCAACGUGUCAGCAGCCUGCCUGGAGUUCAAGUGCAGCGGGAUGCUCUUUGACCAAGACCGUGUGGAUCGCACACUCGUGAAAGUGGUCCCACAAGGCAGCUGCCGUCGCGAGAGCGUCAACAGCAUGCUCCACGAGUACCUGGUGAACCACCUCCCCAUGGCUACAAACAACGACUCCAGUGAGUACACAAUGCUGGCUCCUCUCGACCCACUGGGACACAAUUAUGGCAUCUACACCGUCACUGACCAAGACCCGAGGAUCGCCAAGGAAAUCGCCCUGGGUAGAUGUUUCGAUGGCACGUCCGAUGGCACCUCCAGAACAAUGAAGAGCAACGUUGGCGUUGGGUUGACUUUCACCUGUUCGGAGAGGAGCACGGCAGAGCAAAGCAUCACCCAGUCUCAGAGGAACUCGGGCCAGCAGUCCAUACUGGUUCUGCCAGGGGAGAGCCCUGCGUACCGAAGGCAGCCGGCAAACCGCCGCAUGGCCCAAAGCAGGAUCCCAAUGAGAGGUCAACGUUCUCCUACAUACUAG